AUGAAGACCAUGAAGUCCCGCCGUUCAGGCGGUGGUGACCGCGGGGGCAUUCGCAAGCGGGGCCCGACUCGCACCGACCGAGAUGGCGAUAUGGACAUGGAUGCAUCUGGUGCUCGUGGAGGCAAGCGUGGUCGCGGUGGCGCUGUUCGUCCGACUGGCGCUGGUCGUCCCACUCGCUCUGGCGUGGGGGAUCGGCCGCAGGCACGCGAGAAGACUUUGGAAGCGAUCCAGAAAGCGAUCUCAAACACCAAGGAUUCUCAGGUCAAUAUCCGACAGGGCAAAAGCGGUGGUGGAAGCAGCCUUGAACAGUUCAGCGUUCGUGGCUGGAAGGCCAGCAAGGCUGCAACCAACCGCGACGGUGGUGUCGAAAGCCUUGUCGCGUUUAUCGAGAGACGAAUGAACGCCCAUACGAAAUCAGGACCCCGCGCUAAAAUCACAAAGUCGCGCGUCGAGGGCGACUCUCUCGUUGUGUUCGUUCGCCCCGACUUGGCAGACAGGAUGCUUCGGAUUAAUGGCAAUCUUUUCGCUGGCGUCCACGUCGUCGUGGAACCUUACGAUGCCUCUUCAAGUGCAGCACUCGAUCGCGAACUGGGUACCACCAACGGCACUUCCGCUGCUACUGCCGAUACCAAGUCCAAGAUGACGACGAUCCUGAGCAAGCGUUACUAUCCGGACACCAAACUUCUCGACCUUUCGAAACUCGCAUCCGAUCCAGAUCUGGUGGCCAUGGGCAUUUUCAACCAGACUUCGACUGAAUCCAAAUUCUUUCCUGCCCUGAUGAAGGUUUGGGAAAUGGGAUUCGACGACCCGGCUCAGCGACGGGCGGCGGUAGAGAGUGUUAGCCUAGCUCACAACCAACUCACAAACAUCACGGCUGUUACAACGCUCGCUCAAACGUUUCCGGAUCUCAAGAACCUGGAUCUAUCCCACAACAAUCUCAAGGAUUCCCGUUCCGUGAUGGCAUGGCGCUGGAAGUUCCGCAACCUCGAGUUCCUCGAUUUGACUGAGAACCCGUUUAGUGCCGAGCCAAAUUUCAAGGAAACCCUACUAAAAUGGUACCCUAAGCUGCAAACGCUGAACAACGUCGUCGUUCGCACCGCAGAGGAUAUUGCAGCUCAGAAGAAGACACCCAUUCCUGUUCAGCCACCCCACUUCCAGGAUGAAGGCCAGAUCGGGGAGAACUUCAUCCGCGCCUUCUUCACGGGCUUCGACAACUCUCGCAACGAUCUCGUUAAGAGCGUCUACGACAAUCACUCCACGUUCACCAUGAAUAUCAACACUCAGGCUCCGAAGGCCCAGCAGACGGAAGCGGCAGGCUGGGAUCCAUACAUCAAGAAGAGCCGGAACCUCCUCAAAAUCAGUCACCUCCCUGCUCGCAUGUCGCGUACCUUUGUGGGCACAGACAAAAUCUCUGAGCUGUGGAACACCCUUCCGCAAACCCGCCACCCCGACAUGGCAGCCCGCCCAGAAAAGUACCUUAUCGAGUGCCACCAGGUCCCUGGACUUCCUGACCCUCAUGGGCAAAGUCCUACCGGUGUAGGUGGUCUCAUGGUCAUGGUUCAUGGAGAGUUUGAGGAGAGUGUUGGAGGCAAGGUUGAGACGCGCAGCUUCGAUAGAACAUUCGUUAUUGGCCCCGGUGGUGGUGUGGGUGGGAUUCGAGUUAUAAGUGACCUUUUGUGUCUUCGCGCAUACGGUGGUUUCGAGGCAUGGAGUCCGGAGAACCAGGCUAUCCCUCAGGCAACCGCAACUGCUCCCAUUGCACCCGCGCCUGCAUCUGUGCCUGCACCCGCACCCGCACCCGCACUCGCACCCGCACUCCUUGCCCAGCCUGGCAUCCCCAAUGGAUACGGUGCUCCUGCUCCUGGAAAAACCGAUAUUCAAGUUCAGCAGGAGCAGCUGGUCGCACAGAUGAGCGCCAAGUCCGGCAUGACGCUUCAAUUCUCGGAAAUGGCUUUGUCAGGCAAUGGCUGGAAUCUUGAUGCCGCAUGGAAGAAUUUCGAAGAGCUGAAGGCGUCGGGCACGCUUCCCGCUACCGCUUUUCUCUCUGCCGCCUAA
Penicillium canariense is the source of this 2055-nucleotide messenger RNA. RefSeq lists its product as uncharacterized. Gene Ontology annotation, molecular function: RNA binding; protein binding. The coding region runs from base 1 to 2055 and encodes 684 amino acids. Lineage: Eukaryota; Fungi; Ascomycota; Eurotiomycetes; Eurotiales; Aspergillaceae. The transcript is spliced from 3 exons. Gene Ontology annotation, biological process: poly(A)+ mRNA export from nucleus. Gene Ontology annotation, cellular component: nucleus. The record is from RefSeq and is a predicted model, not a curated record.